AUUGAAGCAUGCUUUAUCCCAUGCAUCCUUGAGAUGGGACGACUGUUCCAGUCGCUGGAUGCAGGGGCAUGGCAUCUGCCAAAGCUGGAGGUGUCGUUUCAAGAUCCCCAUCAAGGAGCUGCUGCUUCACCAGGAGAAUACCAUAUGAGCCAGAAUGGCUACUGGGAUCAGAAUGGUCAGUGGAUUGCUGAGGCCGAGCAUGAAGCGCAGGUCGACGCUGUGGCGGAGGCGGAGAAUACCCGCUUCGAGAUGGCAUUGGAGGAUCCCGCUUCGGUGGUGGAGAUUGCCAGUGAGAAGGCGGGCAAGGCCAUUGAGCGGGCCAAAACCAUUGCCGGGGAUGCUCAGGUGUUGCACAUGCACUUGCGCAGCCAGAAAACCACCAACUUGGUGGGCAACGUGAGGCAUGCCUUGAAGGAUCUAAUGAGGCGCAACACCAGUGCAAAGUUGAAGACGCAGCUGGGGAAGAUGGACGACCAUUGGCAAGUCUUGAAGCAUUGCCAUGGAUCCAUGGACUCUCAGAGGUGCCGGCAGAUGAGUCGAAAAGCCCUAAUUGGUAUGGCCCAUGAUGCCAGGGCUGCUGCUGCAGCGGUGGAUCAUGUAGCAGCCCUUGGUCGUGUCGUCAAACGGCGGACCUAUCCAAUCCUGGAUCUACUUCGAAUGAUGGGCACCGGCACGGCGAACCCGCCCGACUUCGCUCCAUCGCCUUGGCCGAGCCAGCGGACCGCAGAUCAGCCUUUGGGCACCGGGGGCACCCGGUCUCCUUUCGAGGACAUCGAACUCCAGAGCCCGAGCCACGGUCAAAACGGCUAUGGCGGCUUUGGCGGCGAGCCCAUGGUGCAAGGCGUGAGUCCGAUCUUUGCCUGGGUGAACCGGCCAGAGGCAGACAAGCAGCGGAGGGUCUGGAUAAAUGCAUUUCUCUGACUAUCA
Messenger RNA from Cladocopium goreaui, 927 nucleotides. The record is from the annotation of a GenBank genome assembly. Lineage: Eukaryota; Dinophyceae; Suessiales; Symbiodiniaceae.